Trichoderma reesei QM6a is the source of this 1543-nucleotide messenger RNA. Its product is annotated as 2-methylcitrate synthase. Gene Ontology annotation, biological process: citrate metabolic process; carbohydrate metabolic process; tricarboxylic acid cycle. The transcript is spliced from 4 exons. Lineage: Eukaryota; Fungi; Ascomycota; Sordariomycetes; Hypocreales; Hypocreaceae. The coding region runs from base 119 to 1543 and encodes 474 amino acids. Gene Ontology annotation, molecular function: 2-methylcitrate synthase activity. Gene Ontology annotation, cellular component: mitochondrial matrix. The record is from RefSeq and is a predicted model, not a curated record.
CUUCCAAUUCUGUCCCUGAUUACCGCUGCUUGCAAAGGCAUCCCCGCGUUCCUCUGCCUCUUGUCGCUGUGAGCAGCUCGCCUUGUUCAUUUAUCCUCACCUUUGCCCACACCAAAUCAUGGCUCUCAACCUCACCUCGUCGGCUCGAGCCCUGCGCUCCUUCAAGCCCUACACCCGCGCCGCCCUCCUCGCCAACGCCGCGCGAUGCUACUCAACCGCUGAGCCCGACCUCAAGACGACGCUCAAGAGCGUCAUCCCUGAGAAGCGCGAGCUGCUGAAGAAGGUCAAGGCCCACGGCAGCAAGGUCAUUGGCGAGGUCAAGGUUGAGAACACCAUUGGCGGCAUGCGCGGGCUCAAGGCCAUGGUCUGGGAGGGCUCCGUGCUCGACCCCAACGAGGGCAUCCGCUUCCACGGCCGCACCAUCAAGGACUGCCAGAAGGAGCUGCCCAAGGGCAAGACGGGCACCGAGAUGCUGCCCGAGGCCAUGUUUUGGCUGCUGUUGACCGGCCAGGUGCCCUCCGUCAACCAGGUCCGCCAGUUCUCCCGCGAGCUGGCCUCCCAGACCCAGAUCCCCGCCUUCGUCAACAGGAUGCUCGACGAUUUCCCCAAGGAUCUGCACCCCAUGACCCAGUUUGCCAUUGCCGUCUCGGCCCUCAACUACGAGUCCAAGUUUGCAAAGGCCUACGAGAAGGGCCUCGCCAAGGCCGACUACUGGGAGCCCACCUUUGACGACAGCAUCUCGCUGCUCGCCAAGCUGCCCACCAUUGCCGCCAAGAUCUACCAGAACUCUUACCGCGGCGGCGGCGCCCUCCCUGCCGAGGUCGACCUUGAGCAGGAUUGGUCAUACAACUUUGCUGCCAUGCUCGGCAAGGGCGGCAAGGAGAACGAGGACUUCCAGGACCUCCUCCGUCUCUACCUUGCCCUCCACGGCGACCACGAGGGUGGCAAUGUGUCUGCCCACGCCACUCACCUUGUUGGUAGUGCCCUGAGUGACCCCUUCCUGUCUUACAGCGCUGGUCUCCAGGGUCUGGCCGGUCCUCUUCACGGACUUGCCGCCCAGGAAGUUCUCCGCUGGAUCCUGCAGAUGAAGGAGGCCAUCCCCGCCAACUACACCGAGCAGGAUGUCCACGACUACCUCUGGUCCACCCUCAACUCGGGCCGCGUCGUGCCCGGCUACGGACACGCCGUUCUGCGCAAGCCCGACCCUCGAUUCGAGGCUCUCAUGGACUAUGCCGCUUCCCGCCCCGCGAUUGCCAAGGACCCCGUCUUCCAGCUGGUUGAGAAGAACAGCCGCAUCGCCCCCGAGGUGCUCAAGAAGCACGGCAAGACCAAGAACCCCUACCCCAACGUCGACAGCAGCUCCGGCGUCCUCUUCCACCACUACGGCUUCCACGAGACGCUCUACUACACGGCCACCUUUGGUGUUUCGCGUGGUCUCGGUCCUCUGGCUCAGCUCAUCUGGGACCGCGCCCUGGGUCUGCCCAUUGAGCGCCCCAAGAGCAUCAACCUCGAGGGUAUUCUGAAGCAGGUGGAGAGCAGCUAA